Indicator indicator is the source of this 3285-nucleotide messenger RNA. It is a transcript of the gene TSHZ1, whose product is annotated as teashirt zinc finger homeobox 1. Gene Ontology annotation, biological process: regulation of transcription by RNA polymerase II. Gene Ontology annotation, cellular component: nucleus. NCBI's taxonomy places the organism in Eukaryota, Metazoa, Chordata, Aves, Piciformes, Indicatoridae. Gene Ontology annotation, molecular function: DNA-binding transcription factor activity, RNA polymerase II-specific; DNA binding. The record is from RefSeq and is a predicted model, not a curated record.
AUGGUUACUGCUUUUAGUAGACAGCAAUGAUGUAAACUCUGUGUGUGUUCGAUAACUUUGUCUUUUUUUUCCCCCACUCUCCCCUCCUGUAUUUUAGCAUAUGUUCCUGAGGAGGAACUGAAAGCAGCAGAAAUAGAUGAAGACAGCGUGGAAGAUGAUGGGCUGUCUCUGGACAUCCAGGAGAAUGAGUAUUUGUGCAAUGAAGAAGCAGAGAUCAAAGAGGCUCAAAGCUACCAGAAUUCCCCAGUCAGCACUGCAACUAAUCAGGAUGCAGGCUAUGGUUCGCCGUUUAGUGAAAACAGUGAUCAGCUAGCCCAAUUCAAAAGCACUUCCUCUAAAGAAGAGAAAGAGGAUCCUCAGUGCACAGACAAUGUUUCCUAUCCACAGGACAGCUUGGCACAAAUAAAAGCUGUGUAUGCAAAUUUGCUUUCAGAGACUUGCUGGUCCAGUUUAGCUUUGGACUUAAAGAAAUCCAAUCCAACCACCAGCAACAACGGAAACAGCCAGAAUGAAAACACCACCAGUACAGACACCAAUGCCAAUCCCCAGAGUACUACUAGUACUACCAGUACCAACUCUAGCACCAGUACAACUACCAGUAACACUAGUAACAGUAACAGUAGCAGCGGUGGCUCGGGUUAUGACUGGCAUCAAGCUGCAUUGGCUAAAACUUUGCAGCAGACCUCGUCAUAUGGACUUCUCCCCGAGCCCAGCCUUUUCAGCACAGUACAGCUUUACCGGCAAAACAAUAAACUCUAUGGGUCUGUGUUCACCGGUGCUAGCAAGUUCCGAUGCAAAGACUGCAGUGCAGCCUAUGACACGCUGGUGGAGCUAACAGUGCACAUGAAUGAAACCGGACAUUACCGUGACGACAACAGAGAUAAAGAAGCUGAUAAGACGAAACGGUGGUCAAAGCCUAGGAAACGAUCCCUUAUGGAAAUGGAAGGCAAAGAGGAUGCCCAGAAAGUGCUGAAGUGCAUGUACUGUGGGCAUUCGUUUGAGUCUUUGCAAGACCUCAGUGUCCAUAUGAUAAAAACAAAGCAUUACCAGAAAGUGCCUCUGAAGGAGCCAGUACCAGCCAUCACUAAAUUGGUCCCUUCUACCAAAAAGCGAGCACUUCAGGACUUAGCUUCACCUUGUUCACCUGAGCCAACAGGGAUCACUGCAGAAGCUUCACUGGGUGAGUCUGCAAAGGAUCAGAAAACUGCCAACCCGUAUGUGACUCCAAAUAACCGUUAUGGCUAUCAAAAUGGUGCUAGCUACACUUGGCAGUUUGAGGCACGCAAAGCCCAAAUACUGAAGUGCAUGGAAUGUGGCAGUUCCCAUGACACUUUGCAGCAGCUCACUGCUCACAUGAUGGUCACCGGCCAUUUCUUGAAGGUGACCAAUUCUGCUUCCAAAAAAGGCAAACAGCUAGUAUUGGACCCUGUGGUGGAGGAGAAGAUACAAUCUAUACCUCUUCCACCCACCACCCACACGAGGCUACCAGCCUCCAACAUUAAAAAGCAGCCUGAUUCCCCAGUGGGCUCCACAAACUCAGAGGAAAAGAAAGAUCUAGAGAAGGAAAAGGUGGUGGUCAGCGAAACAGAGAAAAAGAUUAAAGAAGAGAAUGAGGACUCUACAGAGAAAUUUGAGCCAACGACUUUGUAUCAGUACCUCAGAGAGGAGGACCUAGAUGAUAGUCCUAAAGGUGGAAUAGACAUAUUGAAAUCCCUGGAGAACACAGUGACAACGGCUAUCAGCAAAGCUCAGAAUGGAGCCCCUUCCUGGGGAGGGUAUCCCAGUAUUCAUGCAGCUUACCAGCUCCCAGGAACAGUCAAACCCCUUCAGCCUGCAGUGCAGAGCAUUCAAAUGCAGCCGUCUUAUGCAAGCAGUGUAAAAUCGCUGUCAUCAGAACACAACGCACUCAUCCAUUCCCCAGGCAGUCUCACCCCCCCACCUCACAAGAGCAACGUGUCUGCUAUGGAAGAACUAGUGGAGAAAGUUACAGGUAAAAUCAACAUUAAAAAGGAAGAAAAGCCUUUGGAGAAAGAGAAGAGUUCUCCAGUCAAGCCCAUGUCACCUGCUGCUAAAGAAAAUAAGGACUUCCCAAAAGCAGAAGAAAUAAAUAACAAACAGCAGCAGAAGAAGAGUUCAGAGACAGAAGUUCAGAAGGUCAAAAAGGAUAGUCCAGCAGAAGCACAUACGCCAAAUGGUACAGAGCCACUUAAAACAAAAGUUGCAAACGGCUGUAACAAUUUAGGAAUCAUCACAGAUCAUUCACCUGAGCCAUCCUUCAUUAAUCCACUGAGCGCUUUGCAGUCCAUUAUGAACACCCACUUAGGCAAAAUUUCUAAGCCGGUAAGCCCCUCUCUGGACCCUUUGGCCAUGCUGUACAAAAUUAGCAACAGCAUGUUGGACAAACCCAUUUACCCAACCACUCCAGUCAAGCAGGCUGAUGCUAUUGACCGGUAUUACUAUGAGAACAGUGAUCAACCUAUUGAUUUAACCAAGUCCAAAAAUAAACCUCUUGUUUCCAGUGUGGCUGACUCUGCCUCGUCCCCACUAAGGGAGAGUGCCCUGUUGGAUAUUUCCGAUAUGGUGAAGAACCUCACAGGGCGUUUGACACCCAAGUCUUCAACUCCAUCUACCGUGUCAGAGAAGUCUGAUGCUGAUGGGAGCAGUUUUGAGGAAGCUCUGGAUGAACUGUCACCAGUACACAAGAGGAAGGGCAGACAGUCCAACUGGAACCCUCAGCAUCUUCUGAUCCUUCAAGCUCAGUUUGCUUCCAGCUUGAGGGAGACCCCAGAAGGCAAAUACAUUAUGUCGGACCUAGGUCCACAAGAGCGGGUACACAUCUCUAAGUUUACUGGUCUUUCCAUGACCACAAUUAGCCACUGGCUGGCCAAUGUGAAGUAUCAGUUAAGGAGGACAGGUGGAACUAAAUUUUUAAAGAACUUAGACACAGGACAUCCUGUUUUCUUUUGCAAUGAUUGUGCCUCUCAGUUCAGGACUGCUUCUACAUAUAUAAGUCACUUAGAGACGCACCUAGGGUUUAGCUUGAAGGAUCUGUCAAAGUUACCACUUAAUCAGAUUCAAGAACAGCAGAAUGUUUCAAAAGUCCUCGCAAACAAGACUUUGGGCUCACUUGGAAUUGCCGAGGAGGACUUGGGCUCCACAUUCCAGUGUAAGCUCUGUAACCGAACUUUUGCAAGCAAGCAUGCAGUCAAACUGCACCUUAGUAAAACACAUGGCAAGUCCCCAGAGGACCAUCUGAUCUAUGUAACUGAGUUAGAAAAACAAUAG